Molecule: messenger RNA, 3575 nt
Organism: Onthophagus taurus
Lineage: Eukaryota; Metazoa; Arthropoda; Insecta; Coleoptera; Scarabaeidae
Gene: mats
Product: MOB kinase activator-like 1
Source: RefSeq, a predicted model, not a curated record
CCUAAAGUGACUAAAAACAUAUGUAUUUCUCAUCGUUAAGGUCAUUGACAAAAGUGUAAGAACGAAACUUGUUCGGGAAAAACGUAAAUUUUUCUUUAAAAAAUUCGUUUUUUAACCGAAUCAAAUCAGGAGCGUGUCAACAAUGAGCUUCCUUUUUGGAAGCCGCUCCUCGAAAACCUUUAAACCAAAGAAAAACAUCCCGGAGGGUACGCAUCAAUAUGAACUUAUGAAACAUGCUGCGGCUACCUUAGGUUCAGGAAAUUUAAGACUUGCUGUUAUGUUACCUGAGGGGGAAGAUUUAAACGAAUGGGUUGCAGUUAAUACUGUAGAUUUUUUUAAUCAAAUUAAUAUGUUAUAUGGGACCAUAACAGAGUUUUGUACUGAAGAUACAUGUGCAAUAAUGUCAGCUGGACCAAAAUAUGAAUACCAUUGGGCUGAUGGUCACACAGUGAAAAAACCAAUAAAAUGUUCUGCCCCAAAAUACAUAGAUUAUUUAAUGACAUGGGUUCAAGAUCAAUUAGAUGAUGAAACACUAUUUCCUUCAAAAAUUGGGGUUCCCUUCCCAAAAAAUUUUCUUUCAAUCGCAAAAACGAUCUUAAAGCGCUUAUUCCGCGUUUACGCGCAUAUUUACCACCAACAUUUCAGUGAAGUAGUCCAAUUGGGCGAAGAAGCUCACUUGAAUACUUCAUUUAAACAUUUUAUAUUUUUCGUGCAGGAAUUUAAUUUAAUCGAACGCCGCGAGUUGGCGCCUUUACAAGAAUUAAUCGAUAAACUUACAGCUAAAGAGGCACGGUGAACAUUUUUCUUCGAGAAAAAUCAUUGAAUUUAUACAAAUAAUUAACCUCUAAAACACGCUUAAUGAUUUUUAUUUUUUAUAUAUUCGCACUGCCACAAGUCUUAUUUGAAGUUUGGUUAGUUGACAGAUGAAAUGUCAAUUUGACAGAUAAUAUAUGAACGUAUCCAUGGAACUUGAGGAAUAAUUUCUGGAAUUUAGAUUUAAAUUCAUUAAAGUAAUCUGUUUUAAUUUUUGAAUUUGAUAAAAUAACAACAAUAUAAACUCAUUUGAUACUAAUGAUUUUGACAGGUUAAAUACCAAAACAAUUUUUUGGAUAAAGAUCGAAUAUCAUACUGACUGUGUUAAUAUUAAUAGUAAAUAACAUUAUUUGGAUGAAAUUAGCUUAAAAGAAUAAUACAGAGAUGAUGUUUAUAAACAUCAAAAUGGAAACGUCAAUUUGACAAGUAAUCUGUCAAUUUUCAUCUUAAAAGUUAAUACCAAAUUUAAUUUAUUUAAAACGGAUGAAAUCAAAUUGAUGACUCAUAGUCAAAGAAUUGAUAAAUAAUCAUAUUAUCAUUAUUAUUAAAGUAAUCUGUUUUAAUUUUUGAAUUUGAUAAAAUAUCAACAUCAAUAUAAACUCAUUUCAUAGUAAUGAUUUUGACAGGUUAAAUGUCAAAAAAACAUUUUGAAUCAAGAUCAAAUAUGAUAUUAAAUGUGGUAAUAUUAAUAGCAAAUAACAUUAUUUGAAUGAAAUCAGCUUAAAAGAAUAAUACAGAGAUGUUGUUUAUAAACAUCAAAAUGAAACGUCAAUUUGACAACUAAUCUGUCAAUUUUCAUCUUUAAAGUUAAUACCAAAUUUAAUUUAUUUAAAACGGAUAUGAAAUCAAAUUGAUGACGCAUAGUCAAAGAAUUGAUAGAUAAUGGUAUUAUUAUUAUUAUUAAAAUAAUCUGUUUUAAUUUUUGAAUAUGAUAAACAUCAAUAUAAAGUCGUUUGAUACUAAUGAUUUUGACAGUUUAAAUGUAAAAAAAAAUAUUUUGAAUAAAAGUCAAAUAUGAUACUAAAUGUGGUAAUAGCAAAUAACAUUAUUUGGAUGAAAUCAGCUUAAAAGAAUAAUACAGAGAUCUUGUUUAUAAACAUCAAAAUGAAAACGUCAAUUUGACAACUAAUCUGUCAAUUUGCAACUUAAAAGUUAAUACCAAAUUUAAUUUAUUUAAAACGGAUGAAGUCAAAUUGAUGACUGAUACUCAAAGAAUUGAUAGAUAAUAGUAUUAUUAUUAAAGUAAUCUGUUUUCAUUUUUGAAUUUGAUAAAAUAUCAACAUCAAUAUAAACUCAUUUCAUAGUAAUGAUUUUGACAGGUUAAAUGUCAAAAAAAAUAUUUUGAAUAAAAAUCAAAUAUCAUACUAAAUGUGUUACUAUUAAUAGCAAAUAACAUUAUUUGGAUGAAAUCAGCUUAAAAGAAUAAUACAGAGAUGUUGUUUAAAAACAUCAAAAUGGAAACGCCAAUUUGACAAGUAAUCUGUCAAUUUUAAUCUUAAAAGUUAAUACCAAAUUUAAUUUAUUUAAAACGAAUGAAGUCAAAUUGAUGACUCAUAGUCAAAGAAUUGAUAGAUAAUAGUAUUAUUAUUAAAGUAAUCUGUUUUAAUUUUUGAAUUUGAUAAAAUAUCAACAUCAAUAUAAACUCAUAUUGAUGAAACUCUUUUGAUACUAAUGAUUUUGAUAGGUUAAAUGUCAAAAAAAAUAUUUUGAAUGAAAAUCAAAUAUCAUACUAAAUGUGUUAAUAUUAAUAGCAAAUAACAUUAUUUGGAUGAAAUCAGCUUAAAAGAAUAAUACAGAGAAGUUGUUUAUAAACAUCAAAAUGGAAACGUCAAUUUGACAACUAAUCUGUCAAUUUUCAUCUUAAAAGUUAAUACCAAAUUUAAUUUAUUUAAAACGGAUGAAGUCAAAUUGAUGACUCAUAGUCAAAGAAUUGAUAAAUAAUAGUAUUAUUAUUAAAGUAAUCUGUUUUAAUUUUUGAAUUUGAUAAAAUAUCAACAUCAAUAUAAACUCAUUUGAUACUAAUGAUUUUGACAGGUUAAAUGUCAAAAAAAAUAUUUUGAAUAAAAAUCAAAUAUCAUACUAAAUGUGUUAAUAUUAAUAGCAAAUAACAUUAUUUGGAUGAAAUCAGCUUAAAAGAAUAAUACAGAGAUGUUGUUUAUAAACAUCAAAAUGGAAACGUCAAUUUGACAAGUAAUCUGUCAAUUUUUAUCUUAAAAGUUAAUACCAAAUUUAAUUUAUUUAAAACGGAUGAAAUCAAAUUGAUGACUCAUAGUCAAAGAAUUGAUAGAUAAUGGUAUUAUUAUUAUUAUUAUUAAAGUAAUGUUUUAAUUUUUGAAUUUGAUAAAAUAACAUCAAUAUAAACUCAUUUGAUACUAAUGAUUUUGACAGGUUAAAUGUCAAAAGUAUUUUGAAUAAAGAUCAAAUAUCAUACUAAAUGUGUUAAUAUUAAUAGUAAAUAACAUUAUUUGGAUGAAAUCAGCUUAAAAGAAUAAUACAGAGAUGAUGUUUAUAAACAUCAAAAUGGAAACGUCAAUUUAACAAGUAAUCUGUCAAUUUUUAUCUUGAAAUUUAAUACCAAAUUUAAUUUAUUUAAAACGGAUGAAGUCAAAUUGAUGACUCAUAGUCAAAGAAUUGAUAAAUAAUGGUAUUAUUAUUAUUAAAAUAAUCUGUUUUAAUUUUCGAACUUGAUAAAAUAUCAACAUCAAUAUAAACUCAUUUGAUACUAAUGAUUUUGACAGGUUAAAUGUCAAAAAAAAUAUUUU